This is a messenger RNA of Macrosteles quadrilineatus (aster leafhopper), 1851 nucleotides long. RefSeq names its product protein bark beetle-like. Gene Ontology annotation, cellular component: membrane. NCBI's taxonomy places the organism in Eukaryota, Metazoa, Arthropoda, Insecta, Hemiptera, Cicadellidae. The transcript has 8 exons. The record is from RefSeq and is a predicted model, not a curated record. The coding region runs from base 277 to 1851 and encodes 524 amino acids.
UGUCGUGGCGACGGUAGUCUGGUCCGUGGAAUUACCUGUGCGUUGUACGAGCGAAGUUAUUCGUAACAUUCCUGAAGGGGGGUUGUGUUAAUACGGGAGUGAGUAGUUUAGUGCAGUGUUUUUAAAAAUCAGUCAUGGUAUUUGUUCCACCGCAGCAUUUGUUUGUUUUGAAUACCUGUAAAAUCUCCAGCCUCAGGUGAGAAUGUAACCUUCACACAUCAAGAUAGGUUUACCAUUUCAUUCACCACUUAUGGUUUUGGAUUAUACAACCUAACAAUGGAAUUCGGUUUUACGCCAAACAGAAACCAAAUCACGGUUAGAAGAAACAAAUCGUUGGAAAGACGCUGGAGGACGUUAAGUGGGAUUUUAUUUUUCUUGUGUGUUUGUGAAGUGACUUGUGAUUCUGUGAGUGUUCCCGAUGCUAACCCUAGCUGGUACCAAUACUCCACCGAUCCUCCGGGGAGUGGCACGGAGAUCUCGCAAGGGUUCAUCACAAGGAAGCAGCGGCUGGAAAAGUCAUUGAGUCCUUUCAUAUUGAGGGGUGAUUUGGUGAUAGAAAGAGAGGGUGAACUCGUCGUGGAUCCUGGGGUGGAGGUCAGAUUCGCACCCAUGGUUGGGAUUACCGUCCGAGGAGUCCUUACAGCAAGGGGUCUGCCGGAUCAGCGGAUUGUGUUCAGCAGUCUGUCCGAGCCAGAGCGGAGUCCAUCGCUGCCUCAGCUGCGACUAGUAGACGGACCGUCACCUCUCUCCGGCCGCCUACAGAUUCUUCACAAUGGAGCAUGGCGGGAUGUGUGUUCCAACAGUAGAAAUUGGACCAGAGCAGACAUGGAGGUGGCGUGUAGACAGCUUGGCUGGCAAGGCGGGGCCUGGGGAGGCUGGUAUGACCGACAGUGGGGUGUGUCUCGCCCCCGCUUGCUGCUGGAAGCCCCGUCUUGUCGGGGCAACGAGGCCACGCUGCAAGAGUGUGAUUGGAACAGUCGACAACUUGGUUCUGGAGUCUGUGACUUCCAUCCAGACCUAGGCCUGCAGUGCCUGCCUUACCACGAGACCUCAUCUUCUGUCGUACAUCACUGGCGAGGAUUGAAGUUCCAGUACGCUCAACAUGACGAGAAUCUGGUCAACUUUAACACUCUGAGACUCCCUGUGUCACAGUCAGAGCUGGCCUUCGUAGAUAUCAGGUUUGCAGGGUCAGGUAGGGACUACAACGCCAGUUCAGCUCUGGAGGUUGAAGGUAUUCCUCCCAGACUGGUGUCCGUGACAGUGGCUCACUCUGCGUAUAAUGGAGUCAACUUCACCAACCCACAGGCUCCCUUCACUGUACACAACUGCACCAUCAUCAACAACAGAGGUUAUGGAGUUUACAUCAACAGUUCUACAGGGGGAGUCCAACUCAGUGGUACAACAGUCUCUAGCAACGGAGCUGAUGGUAUAAGGUAUGUUCACCACGACCAGACACAUUUCUUGAGAGAUGGUAUACAAGACAUCUGUACAUUCCCCUCCACUCUACACAUGAUCUUCCCAGUGACCAUCUCAUUAGCUCAGAGCCUCUACGGGUCAGCCAGGGAUUGUCAUAAGACAUUUUCCACCACUAGUGACCAAGUGCUGACCAUACAGUUCCUCUACACAGUGACAGAUCGCAACGACAGCACCUCACUCCUGAUGUUUGAUGGACGGACAGCCUCAAGUCGACUGCUGGGAUCUGUAAAGUUCCGCAACUCUAGCCGACCCCAGAGUGUUACCACAACUAGAAACAAUUUGUUCCUCGCUUUCUCUGCGGAACAGUUUACUCAGACGGAAACUCUUAUCAGGAUCACAACUGAACGACGUGAGUUACAUCGUUACUACUACUAG